This is a messenger RNA of Periophthalmus magnuspinnatus, 1293 nucleotides long. Its product is annotated as cell division cycle protein 20 homolog B-like. Lineage: Eukaryota; Metazoa; Chordata; Actinopteri; Gobiiformes; Gobiidae. The transcript has 10 exons. The record is from RefSeq and is a predicted model, not a curated record. Gene Ontology annotation, molecular function: protein binding; anaphase-promoting complex binding; ubiquitin ligase activator activity. Gene Ontology annotation, cellular component: anaphase-promoting complex. The coding region runs from base 1 to 1293 and encodes 430 amino acids. Gene Ontology annotation, biological process: positive regulation of ubiquitin protein ligase activity; positive regulation of anaphase-promoting complex-dependent catabolic process; anaphase-promoting complex-dependent catabolic process.
AUGUUCAGCAGACGGAUUAUUCAGAGGAACAAGACAGGAGCUCCAGCUGCCAGCACCCCUUUGUCCAGCAGGGGGCAGAAAAACACCAGCCUGUUGGACACUGUGCGUCAGAGGCUGUGGAUUGACUCUCCACCCAGACACCACCCGGACACAGGUCAAAGUGAGGCUGAAGCACAACCAGGAGUUAUAUCCCAACUCAAGAGAGCAGCGAUCACACCACGUCCCACCCCCUCCCACAGACCGUCUCACAAGGACAAUGCAGCGGAGCCGAUGAUGGAGUGGAUGCCUGUUGGUGAAUACAAUGCAGAAAACUACUAUUGUGGUUCUUCAGACGAUCUGCAGCCAUUUUCAGUUUUGAACUCACAGUCAGAGUCACAAAUGAUGUUGGCUGCACCGUCACUACUGGACGAUUACUACUCUAAUCUUCUGGACUGCAGUUGUCAUGGUGUGGUCGCUUUAGCUCUUGGAUCCUCUGUUUACCUUUGGAACUCAGAGACCUGUGCUGUAGUGGGGCGUCUGGCUCCAAACCGCUCAGCGGGACAGGCCAGUCCACACAGCCAGACAGUACUGUCUUUAUGCUGGAGCAGAGACGGCCGGAGGCUCUGCAUUGGGAACAGAAGAGGUGAUAUCGAGUUGUGGGAUGUGGAAUAUGGUUUGAGUAUGAAACAUGUGUCAUCUCAUCGGUCCGCGGUCAGAGCUCUUUCCUGGAAGCACAACUUACUCAGCAGUGGUUCAGACCUGGGACAUAUCCAUCAUUACGACACUCGGAUAGCGGCCCAGGUGGGAACUGUCACUCAGCAGGGAGCGGUGUGCAGUCUGCAGUGGUCUGACAACGACCAACUGGCCAGUGGGUCCACAGAGGGGCUGCUUCACAUUUGGGACAGCCACAUUAACUCACAAUUACAAAAACCUAUCACUACAAUGAGACAGCUCACUUCUGUAAAGGCAAUGCAUUGGUGUCCAUGGCAGAAAAACACAAUUGCCACUGGAGGGGGAUGGAAAGAUGGAGAAGUGAGGAUUUGGGACACUAAAUUUGGGACCUGUGUGACCUCUGUCCAGACAAACUCACAGAUCUGUUGUGUGAGAUGGUCAGAAGAGAAGAAAAGGCUGGUGACAGGGCAUGGUGUUCCCCAUCACCGCAUCUCAUCUUGGGUCUGGGAUAGUCCUGAUCUUAUCAUGACUCACCAGCUCUCAGGUCAUACAAAACGAGUCCUGCAUCUGGCCUUCAACAAAGAUGCUUCUCAGAUGUUCACAGCUGGAGCAGAUCAGUCAGUUCAAGUCUGGGAGAUGUAA